Phlebotomus argentipes is the source of this 2873-nucleotide messenger RNA. RefSeq names its product V-type proton ATPase 116 kDa subunit a 1-like. The record is from RefSeq and is a predicted model, not a curated record. Gene Ontology annotation, biological process: proton transmembrane transport; vacuolar acidification. Gene Ontology annotation, cellular component: plasma membrane; vacuolar proton-transporting V-type ATPase, V0 domain; vacuolar proton-transporting V-type ATPase complex. Lineage: Eukaryota; Metazoa; Arthropoda; Insecta; Diptera; Psychodidae. Gene Ontology annotation, molecular function: proton-transporting ATPase activity, rotational mechanism; ATPase binding. The transcript is spliced from 4 exons. The coding region runs from base 195 to 2774 and encodes 859 amino acids.
ACGAUCGUGCCUUCGAUUCACCUGGAGCAACUCUCAGUGCUGUUGCUUCCACUUUAAGCGCCACACUGCGCGUGAUCUUGGUGGGAAAUAUCCACUGAAUUUGCGAAUAAACUCGGGAAAAUCGUAUUAAAUAACAUACCCAAAAUACUCAGUAAUCCUUCUGGUGCAUCCUUGAUACGCGAUAGUGGGUGAAAAUGCCGAAAAAUGAGGCGAAAAAGACGGAAUACUCUCCAAUCCAGCAAGGAGAGCAACCUCAAGCCAGUUCCAGCAUGGGGGCUAUGUUCCGGAGUGAAGAGAUGGCCUUGUGCCAGAUGUUCAUCCAGCCAGAAGCGGCCUACACGUCCGUUUCCGAGCUGGGUGAGACAGGAGCCGUCCAAUUCCGCGACUUGAAUGCGGAAGUGAAUGCCUUCCAACGGAAAUUCGUCAAUGAGGUUCGUCGUUGCGAUGAGAUGGAGCGCAAGCUGCGCUACGUUGAAGCCGAGGUGAAAAAGGACGGAGUUUCGAUUCCGGAUCUACCGAUUGACGAUGCUCCAAGAGCACCAAAUCCACGUGAGAUUAUCGAUUUGGAGGCUCAUCUCGAGAAAACGGAGAAUGAAAUCCUCGAAUUGUCCCAGAAUGCGGUCAAUCUGAAGUCCAACUAUUUGGAACUGACUGAACUUCGUCAGGUUCUGGAGAAGACCCAGGGAUUCUUCUCUGAUCAGGAAUCCCUGAAUCUGGAUAGCAUGAAGAGCAACUUGAUCGGUGAGGAGACAGCAGCCCAGGCCACUCAGGCAGGGAGACUCGGAUUCAUCGCCGGUGUGAUCCAGAGAGAGAGGAUUCCCGGUUUUGAACGCAUGCUUUGGCGUAUCUCGCGCGGAAAUGUCUUCCUUCGUCAGGCUGAAUUGGAUCACCCUCUGGAAGAUCCAGCCACGGGCAAUCCACUCUACAAGACCGUGUUCGUGGCCUUCUUCCAGGGCGAGCAGCUCAAGAGUCGCAUCAAGAAGGUGUGCUCAGGAUAUCACGCUUCGCUCUAUCCAUGCCCAAGUGGCCAUGAGGAGCGCGAAGACAUGGUGAAGGGUGUGCGAACUCGUCUUGAGGACCUCAAUCUGGUGCUCAACCAAACCCAGGAUCACCGUCAGCGUGUGCUGUUGAGUGUGGCCAAGGAAUUGCCGACUUGGAGUGUGAUGGUUUGCAAGAUGAAGGCAAUCUAUCACACGCUCAAUCUUUUCAACAUGGAUGUGACGAAGAAGUGCUUGAUUGGCGAAUGCUGGGUGCCCGUUCUGGAUCUUCCGGUUGUCCAGAAGGCUCUGUCUGAUGGAUCUGCAGCUGUUGGCAGCACCAUUCCGUCUUUCCUGAAUGUGAUUGAGACGAAUGAGCAGCCGCCAACCUUCAAUCGAACCAACAAGUUCACUCGCGGUUUCCAGAACCUGAUCGACGCUUACGGAGUGGCUUCCUACCGAGAAGUGAAUCCAGCCUUGUACACCAUCAUCACGUUUCCUUUCCUCUUCGCCAUUAUGUUUGGCGAUUUGGGACACGGCAUAAUCAUGGCCAUGUUCGGCGCCUGGAUGGUGAUUUGGGAGGGAAAGCUGGCAAACAAGAAGGCCGGAGAAAUUUGGAAUAUCUUCUUCGGUGGUCGAUACAUUAUUCUCCUCAUGGGUCUCUUCUCCAUGUACACUGGACUGGUGUACAAUGACAUCUUCUCGAAGGCAAUGAACAUCUUCGGAUCCAGUUGGACAAUUAAUUACAACACGUCAACUGUUAUGCGCAAUCCUGAUCUGCAGUUGAAUCCAUUCAAUGAGGACUAUGCCCCCAAUACUUAUCCGAUCGGAUUGGACCCAACUUGGAUGUUGGCCACCAACAAGAUCAUCUUCCUGAACACCUACAAAAUGAAACUGUCCAUCAUCUUUGGCGUCAUUCACAUGAUUUUCGGUGUUUGCAUGAGUGUUGUGAACUACAAUCACUUCCGCAGACGUCACAGCAUCGUGCUUGAGUUCCUGCCACAAAUCGUCUUCCUGGUUCUCCUCUUCGGCUACAUGGUGUUCAUGAUGUUCUUCAAGUUUGUGGCUUAUGGCUACAAGGAGGCGCCUUUCGUGAAGAGAGCCGGCUGUGCGCCGUCAAUUCUCAUCAUGUUCAUCAACAUGAUGUUGUUCAAAGAGGGCGAGCCUCUGGAGAACUGCGAGGAGUUCAUGUUCGAGGGUCAGGGCACAAUACAGAUGGUUCUGGUGGUCAUCAGUCUUCUCUGUAUACCAAUCAUGCUGCUGGGCAAGCCCUUGUACAUCAUGUCACAGCGCAAGAAGAAGGGCCAUCCAGGUCACAAUGGGGACAUCAAUCAGGGCAUGGAAAUGUCUCCGGAGCCAGAAGAGCCCAAAGCGUCGGCUGCACCAGCCGGCGGCGGCGGCCACAGUCACGAUGAUGAGCCCAUGUCUGAGGUCUUCAUCUACCAAGCCAUCCACACCAUCGAGUACGUGCUCAGCACAAUCUCCCACACAGCUUCCUACCUCCGACUGUGGGCUCUGUCUCUGGCUCACGCACAGCUGUCCGAGGUGCUGUGGAACAUGGUGUUCCAGAUGGGCCUCAAGCAGAGUAGCUACGCUGGCGCAGUGAUGCUCUGGGCCAUCUUCGCCGCCUGGGCUGUGCUCACGCUCGCCAUUCUCGUGAUGAUGGAGGGCUUGUCUGCCUUCUUGCACACCCUCCGUCUGCACUGGGUGGAGUUCAUGAGCAAGUUCUAUGAGGGUCUCGGCUACCUAUUCCAGCCGUUCAGCUUCAGAGCCAUUCUCACGGCCGAAGAAGAAUAAAUGAUGCCCUGUGGCUGAAUCUUAGUCGCAACACAUGAUGUUGUAGCGUGGCACGAUUUAAUCGAUGAAUAAAUUUAUUCCAAUGUUGAGCAAUUAAAA